Plasmodium fragile is the source of this 870-nucleotide messenger RNA. RefSeq lists its product as uncharacterized. NCBI's taxonomy places the organism in Eukaryota, Apicomplexa, Aconoidasida, Haemosporida, Plasmodiidae. The transcript has a single exon. The record is from RefSeq and is a predicted model, not a curated record. The coding region runs from base 1 to 870 and encodes 289 amino acids.
AUGAUUGAGGAAAUAGAAAAAAUGCAUCACCUCCAGUAUGAACAUGUUCAAAAGUACAUCCAGGCCUUAAGCGAAAAUGACGUGUAUGAAGAAAUUAUAAAUCACAAAAUUCACCUGUACAAGAAAGGGAACGAAACGGAGAAACUGAACAAGUUGGUGAAAAUUCAAGACUUUCUAAACCCAUACAUUAUAAACCAAAGGAAGAAGAAAGCCAAGGAAAAAGUAGAAUACAUGAUUGCUUGCAUUCUUAAAGGAGAAAAUAUUGACCAAAUAAUACAUGACAUGUUCAGAAAGAAACUCAUUGAUGUGUACGUCCUCACGUUCAUUGAUGAUAAGGUGAUGGAGGCGCACGCCAAGUUGUUUCGGGGGCGUGCUGGCAGCGUUAGCGGCAUUAGCAGCGAAGGCCGCGUUAGCGGCGUUGGCGGGGGUAGCAGCGAUGAGGGCGUCCAGGGGCAGGCAAAGCGGGCCGAGCCCGGCGGAGAGGACCAAAUGAGCAUGACGGAGAAAAUCCUGAGGAUGCUCAAGGACCGCAUUGUGGCACAGCAAAAGCUGCAAGUGAAAGGCACCUUCGACUUCACCAGGAUAGUUUUCCUCUCGACCACCCUAGACAUGAGUGAAGAUAGGCAACCCAUAAUCAAGUCUGUCAUUAGGACCAUAGAGCAGCUGGAAGAAUUUGAGCUGUACUUGCUAGACGCACUGGACUAUGCGGAGACAAAUGAAAAAAUGAAGCAAUACAUCCCCCACUUGGAGCUUCUACUAACCACAUGUAAAAAAAUGAACCCCAUAUUUAACCAGCUCCUAAACAAACAAACCGAAAACGUUCGCUUCUUCCCGGAUAAGAUUGAUAUGUCACAGUUUAAGGAAUUGUAA